AUGGGCGCUCUCCUGUCUUUGCCGCUACUGGCGGUGCCCAGUGUGGGCACGCUCAUCACCCUCGGCGGUUCAUGCUGCGGUGCCGCUACCUGCUCUGCGGUUUGCAGUGCAUGCGGCAAGUUUCAGAACAGUAUGGCGACGCGAAUCGCAUAUGCCUUUGUCCUCCUGAUCAACUCGAUUGCAUCUUGGAUCAUGCUCACUCCCUGGGCACUCAAGAAACUCCAACACUUAACACUUGAUUACAUGGAUAUUAAAUGCGACGGCAAAGAAUGUCACGGCUGGGUGGCGGUCCACCGCAUCAAUUUCGGCCUCGGUCUCUUCCACCUGAUCCUUGCUCUCUUGCUGCUCGGUGUCAAGACCUCCAGAGAUAGCCGUGCCGCGCUGCAAAAUGGCUUCUGGGGCCCGAAGGUUCUGUUUUGGAUUGGGUUCGUCGUCAUGUCGUUCUUCAUUCCCGAGCCCUUCUUCUUCGUCUAUGGCAACUACAUUGCGUUCUUCUGUGCUAUGCUCUUCCUGUUACUGGGUCUGAUCCUUUUGGUGGACCUUGCGCACACAUGGGCCGAGCUGUGUCUGCAGAAGAUCGAGGACAGUGACUCACGCCUGUGGCGAGGCCUGCUCAUCGGGUCGACGCUCGGCAUGUACUUGGCUUCGAUCGUCAUGACCAUCUUGAUGUUCAUCUUCUUCGCGAGAAGCUCGUGCUCCAUGAAUCAGGCUGUUAUUUCGAUCAACCUGAUCUUGUUCCUGAUUAUCUCGUUUAUAUCGGUGCAGCCCGCCGUGCAGGAGUCCAACCCACGUGCGGGCCUGGCACAAGCCGCCAUGGUCACUGUCUACUGCACCUAUCUCACCCUGUCCUCCGUCUCGAUGAAGCCCGAUGACAACAACUGCAACCCCUUGAUUCGCUCUAGCCGCACUCGAGCCCUCACGAUCAUUCUGGGUGCGAUCGUAACCAUGGCCACCAUCGCGUACACAACCACGCGAGCUGCUACUCAAGGCAUCGCUCUGGGAUCCAAGGGCGGUCACAACUACAUCCAGCUGGGUGAGGAUGAUAAUGAGCACGGUUUGGUCACGCAGCAGCCCAACAGCCGUCGGGAGAUGCGCGCCGAAGCUCUCCGGGCAGCCGUGGAGAGCGGCAGUUUGCCAGCCAGUGCUCUGGAUGAGAGUGACGACGAGGACGAGUUCGAAACCAGCAGUAAGGAUGACGAGCGUGGUUCGACUCAGUAUAACUACUCUCUCUUCCACAUCAUCUUCUUCCUCGCCACAACCUGGGUAGCCACCUUGUUGACACAGGGAUUGACCGUCGACACAACCAUUGACUUUGCGCCCGUGGGUCGAACCUACUGGGCCAGCUGGGUCAAGAUUGUCAGCUCCUGGGUGUGCUACGCUAUUUACAUGUGGACCCUGGUCGCGCCUGUUCUGCUUCCAGAUCGCUUUGCUGCUUAG
Penicillium cinerascens is the source of this 1437-nucleotide messenger RNA. RefSeq names its product serine incorporator domain-containing protein. The transcript is spliced from 3 exons. NCBI's taxonomy places the organism in Eukaryota, Fungi, Ascomycota, Eurotiomycetes, Eurotiales, Aspergillaceae. The record is from RefSeq and is a predicted model, not a curated record. Gene Ontology annotation, cellular component: membrane. Bases 1 to 1437 code for a protein of 478 amino acids.